AAAACAGGUCAGUGAUGUCCCCUCAGCAUUUAUUUGCAUGAGCGUAUCUCAGAUCGGACUCUGGCUGAUGGACGGAUUUGCAUGAAGACUCUGUCUCAGCGUUCACGUCUUCAGACUCGUCACGGUUACUGUACGAGUACCAAACGUGGGAUUUCCUGCUGUGUAUCGGGUUUGAGUGGAACCUUGCUCAGAAGAAAUCUCACGAUGAUCCUGAGUUCAAGCAGAAGAUCGGCUCCGUCACGCGUUCUCCUCCUCCUGUGUGCAGGAAGCGUGCUUUUCAGUGCAGACAUGACCCUGGCGAUGACGAUUACCUCCACCGGGCCUCAGACGUUACAGCUGCCACAAGGAGAACAGACAACACUCGGCUGUACGUACACGUCUGCGCCUGAGGACACCGGUGACCUGGACAUUGAGUGGACGCUGGUCAGUCCAGACACCACGCAGAAAGACGAAGUGCUCCUAUCGUACUCUGGUGGGAAGAAAUAUUAUCUUGGCAACCCAGCGUUAAUGAAGGGUGUGGACUUUGCGGUGAGCGACCCCUCUCAGGGCAACGCCUCGCUCAUGAUCACUAAGCUCACGUCUGCACACACGGGAACGUACCUGUGUAAAAUCAAGAAAGCUCCAGGAUUGGACACGCGCAAAAUCACUCUGCAGAUUCUGGAGCGACCGUCAGUGCUGAAGUGUUGGGUGGAAGGGAACGAGGACGUGGGGACGUCCGUGUCCCUCCACUGCAGGGCGGAUCAGGGUUCUCCACCCCUCCAGUACACGUGGGGGAGAGAGAACGGGGCUCCGAUUCCUCCCUCCAUCACACAGGAUGCGUUCCUUGGAGGACUCCACAUUUCCAAUCACUCGGUGGCCUUGGCGGGUGUCUACACAUGCGAGGUGUAUAACGCUGUCGGGAAAGAGAGCUGUCGAAUCAAACUGCAAGCCAUCACCGCUGCUAGCAGAGCUGGUGUGAUCGUGGGCAUCGUGUGUGGAUGUCUGCUUCUCAUCGCCAUCAUCCUCAUCAUCUUGUUGCUCCUCCUGUUCCGAUGCAGACAACAGCGCCAACGCUACGAGAAAGAGUUCGCCAACGAGAUCAGGGAGGACGUCGCACCGCCCGAGAGCCGACCGACGAGCCGUGUUGCGAGCCUUAACUCCAGACGGGCCUACAGCCAUGUCACCCAAACCGAGCAGCACCGAGCGGCGUCCAGCAUAACGGGAAACACACUGCCUAAAUACGACGAAAAAUACGGUUACAUCGUCUGACACCUCCAGAUAUCAUAAGAUCUACCAUGCACAGAUAUAAAUACGAUAUAUAACUCAGUGCUGGAGGGAAAUACACUCACUCUGUAUACAGUGUGUUAUUUAUAAUGUACAUUUAUUAUAUGCUGAUGUUAAGAUUUUCAAUAGAUAUAUAUUUUUUUAGUUUUGUCAAAUAAAAGUAAUACGCAUGUCUCUGUAUGUGUGAAUGUUUUGUUUUAAUUGUGUAAAAAUGUUGUAAAGUGAACUAAUGGCAUCAUAAUAUAUGGAUGUAUUUUUUAGGACAUUUGUAUUGUAUUAUUGAUCAUACUGUGAACAUAACAUCAUUACUAUUCAUUAUCUAAUAAUCAGUAUAGACAGAUAAGACACACCUGUUACUGUAAAUAAAACAACAAACUUUCAUUAAAUGUUUUGUCUUGUCUGAGUGUGAAAAACACUCACAAAAAGUUUUUUUCUUUACUUUCUUUUUGACAUAAGGAAUAAAUAUUGCAAGAUAGGCAGAUAAAAUUCUGAAUAAAAAUGAGACCUGGAGAAGACGAGCAUAACAAAAUGUCUCAAAGUAGAUGCUAAAUAUUUUCAAUACAUGUUUUA
Clarias gariepinus (North African catfish) is the source of this 1833-nucleotide messenger RNA. It is a transcript of the gene vsig8a, whose product is annotated as V-set and immunoglobulin domain containing 8a. The record is from RefSeq and is a predicted model, not a curated record. Bases 82 to 1248 code for a protein of 388 amino acids. The transcript has 8 exons. Lineage: Eukaryota; Metazoa; Chordata; Actinopteri; Siluriformes; Clariidae.